UUUGCAAUCAACAGAGCUGUGUAAGAUCUCUCUCUCUCUGCUUGAGCUAGACAGUCUCUCACUACUCGAUACGGCGCUGAGAAUUUCACAGCAAAAAGUAUAGCGCUCUCUCGCCGGACUUCUGUCUCCAGUCCAAACGCACCGUUGGGAGACAUUUUUUGGACUGACUGGGAAUGUCGUCCAAAACCGAAGACAGUGCUUGACACGGAACCUGGAUGAAGAAAGGAAUUUGUAAUAUUUGAAGGAUCCAUCCCUCCAAAAAAAAUCGGAUCAGCAUUCAAAUAUAUAUUUAGCCUGAGAAGUUAGAUUUGCCAGCUGGAUGAAAAGCAUUAGGACUGCAGCUGCUCGUGCGCAUCACCUAGCAACAAUAGAACGCACCAUUUACAAUUCAUCAUAACAACUCGCGCUGUAUUAGAAUGAUGAACGUCCAGUGGAGCAACCCGGUCCAAUGCAUCCGCAGUGGAAAAGUCGGACAGAAACGUGUGGACUCAGAAACAGCAGGUGACGAGCCGGUGUCCAAAUGCGCUAGGCUGAUCGAGUGUACGGGGGACGUGGGGCUCCUCGGUAGCUCGCCGGGGUCCCCUGUUUCCCCGGUCCUCUUGAGUGGCUCCCCGACCCAUCAUGGUCCGUCUCGGAUAGGCCAGUUUCUGCUCCUACAUAUGGCUGACGGGGACAGGAUACACAGCGCACUCAACAUUGACACGGGAGACGCGAUGGUGUGCAAGGUGUUUGACAUGGGUCUGUACCAGGAGAAGCUCCGGGCCUACCGCAUCCUGCCAGUCCACAGGAACAUCAGCCGUAUCCGAGACAUUGUCCUGGGGGAGCGCUGGGCAUACGUCUUCCUAGAGAAGGACCACGGGGACAUGCACACCUUCGUUAAGAGCUGCAAGCGUUUGGACGAGGAGCGGGCGGCACAGCUCUUUCACCAGGUGGCGUCGGCUGUGGCCCAUUGUCACCAGCAUGGCAUCGUAUUAGGAGACCUGAAGCUACGCAAGUUUGUCUUCUCCGACAGGAAAAGGACCCAUGUGAGGCUGGAAGGCCUGGAGGACUGCAAGGUUCUAGAAGGAGAUGACGACUCCAUGUCAGACACCCACGGCUGCCCGGCCUACGUCAGCCCAGAGAUCCUGAACGGCUCCAGCUCCUACUCCGGGAAGCAGGCGGACGUCUGGUCCCUAGGGGUGAUGCUCUACACUAUGCUGGUGGGACGCUACCCUUUCCACGACCCAGACCCAGCUACCCUCUUCUCCAAGAUCCGCCGGGGCCAGUGCUGCCUACCCGAGGGCCUCUCUCCCCGGGCCAAGUGCCUGUUGCGAUCCCUGCUGAGGAAAGAACCGUGGGACAGACUGACCGCCGCCGAGGUGCUUUUCCAUCCGUGGUUCCACACCACCAACGUACAGGAAACAGGUGUCAGUGAACAGGAAGUGGAUUCGUCGGAACAGACAGUGCCUUCCUGUGACACUGAAGAGGAGGAUGAUCUGUUCUGUUGAUCGAUUGGAUGAAUCCCUAGGACUCACUUAACCCCUCGAGUGGAAUCGGAGCAAAAAUACGUUCAAGAGGGUUUUUUUUUUCCAUUUUUCUUUUGUGGCAGAUUUGAGAAGGUUAUGGUUGUAUACUUUGCUGGAUGCAGGUCAGACACAAGAUGUUAACUCAAACUAUUGUUUGUCUAUAUGUUAGAAUAAGGGCGUUGUUUAAAGUACACCACCAUCAUUGUCCGUUGUGCGUGUUCACAAAAAAGUAGUCAUUUGGUGCUAAAAACCAGCUCACCAUCACAUGGUUUACUAGAUUAGAUUAACACCAGCUCACCAUCACAUGGUUUACUAGAUUAGAUUAACACCAGCUCACCAUCACAUGGUUUACUAGAGUAGAUUAAAACCACCAUCACCUUGUGUACUAGAGUAGAUUAACACCAGCUCACCAUCACAUGGUUUACUAGAGUAGAUUAAAACCAGCUCACCAUCACAUGGUUUACUAGAGUAGAUUAACACCACCAUCACCUUGUGUACUAGAGUAGAUUAACACCAGCUCACCAUCACAUGGUUUACUAGAGUAGAUUAAAACCACCAUCACAUGGUUUACUAGAGUAGAUUAACACCAGCUCACCAUCACAUGGUUUACUAGAGUAGAUUAAAACCACCAUCACAUGGUUUACUAGAGUAGAUUAACACCAGCUCACCAUCACAUGGUUUACUAGAGUAGAUUAAAACCACCAUCACAUGGUUUACUAGAGUAGAUUAAAACCAGCUCACCAUCACAUGGUUUACUAGAGUAGAUUAAAACCACCAUCACAUUGUUUACUAGAGUAGAUUAACACCAGCUCACCAUCACAUGGUUUACUAGAGUAGAUUAAAACCAGCUCACCAUCACAUGGUUUACUAGAGUAGAUUAAAACCAGCUCACCAUCACAUGGUUUACUAGAGUGGAUUAAAACCAGCUCACCAUCACAUGGUUUACUAGAGUAGAUUAAAACGUUCUAGGGAUAGACCCCUUUUUUUUUUAAAUUUUCGCCUAAAAUGAGUUUGCUUUUCUCCCAAAAUGUCAUUGAAGGUUCCCCAAAGCCUUUUACUAUCAUUCUUUAUAUAAUGUAUCUUUGUUUCAUAGUGGAGUUUCUUCUUCUUUUAUUUAGUUUAGUCACAUCAUUUCUCAUUUUGCAGCACGUUUGCCAAUCAGUUGUGCAGCCAGACUUAUUUGCUAAUUCCUUUUGCCUCAUCCCUCUCAACCACACAAGUUUUCAAAUCCUCAUCAAUCCAAGGAGAUUUAACAGUUUUUACAGUCAUGUUCUUAAUGGAUGAAUGUUUAUUAGUAACCGGAAUAAGCAAUUACAUAAAUGUGUCAAGUUGUAAUGUCUGUUUGCUCCUCAUUACACACCACGGACCAACACAUAUUAUUUACAUCAACAACAUAGGAACCACUACAGCUUGUAUGUCCUCUUAUACACUAUAUUAGGCCCAGCCUGUCCUCUUAUACACUAUAUUAGGCCCAGCCUGACCUCUUAUACACUAUAUUAGGCCCAGCCUGUCCUCUUAUACACUAUAUUAGGCCCAGCCUGACCUCUUAUACACUAUAUUAGGCCCAGCCUGUCCUCUUAUACACUAUAUUAGGCCCAGCCUGACCUCUUAUACACUAUAUUAGGCCCAGCCUGACCUCUUAUACACUAUAUUAGGCCCAGCCUGACCUCUUAUACACUAUAUUAGGCCCAGCCUGACCUCUUAUACACUAUAUUAGGCCCAGCCUGACCUCUUAUACACUAUAUUAGGCCCAGCCUGUCCUCUUAUACACUAUAUUAGGCCCAGCCUGACCUCUUAUACACUAUAUUAGGCCCAGCCUGACCUCUUAUACACUAUAUUAGGCCCAGCCUGACAUCUUAUACACUAUAUUAGGCCCAGCCUGACAUCUUAUACACUAUAUUAGGCCCAGCCUGUCCUCUUAUACACUAUAUUAGGCCCAGCCUGUCCUCUUAUACACUAUAUUAGGCCCAGCCUGACCUCUUAUACACUAUAUUAGGCCCAGCCUGUCCUCUUAUACACUAUAUUAGGCCCAGCCUGACCUCUUAUACACUAUAUUAGGCCCAGCCUGACCUCUUAUACACUAUAUUAGGCCCAGCCUGACCUCUUAUACACUAUAUUAGGCCCAGCCUGUC
This is a messenger RNA of Salvelinus fontinalis (brook trout), 3637 nucleotides long. RefSeq names its product tribbles pseudokinase 1 (gene trib1). Gene Ontology annotation, molecular function: mitogen-activated protein kinase kinase binding; protein kinase activity; ATP binding. Gene Ontology annotation, cellular component: nucleus. Lineage: Eukaryota; Metazoa; Chordata; Actinopteri; Salmoniformes; Salmonidae. The transcript has 3 exons. Gene Ontology annotation, biological process: protein phosphorylation; positive regulation of proteasomal ubiquitin-dependent protein catabolic process; regulation of MAP kinase activity. The coding region runs from base 417 to 1487 and encodes 356 amino acids. The record is from RefSeq and is a predicted model, not a curated record.